AUUAACAUCAAAAAAAAAAAAAAAAAAAUACAUUUUAACUUUCGCCGCACCCCCUAUAGUCUCCCCGACGUAGUCACUGCUCUUUCCGUAUCUCGAUAUCUCGAAUUUCUGUCUCUCUCUCUUACCAACAUCAAUACCAUGAGCCUCAGCUGAGAGCCCCCCAUCCCAUUCCCACUCAACCUCCCCUCAUUUCAUGUCUCCCCCCAACCACAAGCGCCCCGCCUCCGCUUCCACUGCCACCAGCAACAGUAACCUAACAUCCGCCACCGGCACCUCCUUUUCGCCGCCGAUGAAGAAGCCCAAGCCUCACUCUCAGUCUCUCGACUCCAAGAACGGCCUUCACCACUCCUUCAACUCCGCUACCGACGACGCCGAUGACCACGGUGGUUCCAUGAUUAUGGAUGACGAUCUCAAGCCUGACGGUAUCGUUUCCCCCUCCUCCAAUUCCCGUGCUCCGAUCACCGCCGGUGUUACGGCUAAUUUAUCCCGUAAGAAGGCCACACCUCCUAAUCCCUCCACCAAGAAGCUCGUCAUCAAGCUUGUUAAAGCUAAACCAACACUCCCCCCUAAUUUCGAGGAAGAUACUUGGGCAAUCCUGAAGUCAGCAAUAAAUGCUAUAUUCUUGAAGCAGCCUGAUUCUUGUGACCUGGAGAAACUUUAUCAGGCUGUUAAUGAUCUUUGCCUGCACAAGAUGGGGGGGAGUCUUUAUCAACGUAUAGAGAAGGAGUGUGAAGCCCAUGUUUCUGCGGUUCUGCAGUCAUUGGUUGGCCAAAGCCCGGAUCUAGUGGUUUUUCUGUCACUUGUUGAAAAAUGCUGGCAGGACCUUUGUGACCAAAUGCUAAUGAUUCGUGGCAUAGCAUUGUAUCUUGAUAGGACAUAUGUGAAACAAACCCCAAAUGUGAAGUCAUUGUGGGACAUGGGAUUGCAGCUUUUUCGUAAACAUCUUUCCUUAUGCCCUGAAGUUGAGCACAAAACUGUUACUGGUCUUUUGAGAAUGAUCGAGAGGGAAAGAUUAGGUGAAGCUGUUGAUAGGACUCUUCUCAACCAUCUUUUAAAGAUGUUUACUGCUCUGGGAAUUUACCAAGAGAGCUUUGAAAAACCAUUCCUUGUUUGCACAGAGGAAUUUUAUGCUGUUGAAGGUGCUAAAUACAUGCAGCAGUCAGAUGUUCCAGACUAUUUGAAGCAUGUCGAAAUAAGAUUGCAUGAAGAACAGGAAAGAUGCCUACUUUACUUGGAUGCAAGUACUAGAAAACCACUCAUCUCAACGGCCGAAAAGCAGCUUCUUGAGCGUCAUAUUUCUGCAAUACUUGAUAAGGGCUUCAUGAUGCUGAUGGAUGGAAGUCGUGUUGAUGACCUCCAGAGGAUGUACAAUUUGUUUACCAGGGUUAAUGCCCUUGAGUCUCUGAGGCAGGCAAUAAGUUCGUACAUCCGGAAAGCUGGUCAGGCUACAGUAAUGGAUGAAGAAAAGGAUAAGGAUAUGGUUUCUUGCCUCUUGGAGUUCAAGGCAGCACUUGAUAAAAUAUGGGAAGAAAGCUUCUCAAAGAACGAAUCUUUUGGCAACACUAUCAAGGACUCUUUUGAGUACCUAAUUAAUCUACGUCAGAAUCGUCCUGCGGAGCUGAUUGCAAAGUUUUUGGAUGAGAAGCUUCGAGCUGGGAAUAAGGGAACAUCUGAAGAGGAAUUGGAGGGCACCCUUGAUAAAGUUUUGGUCUUAUUCCGAUUUAUUCAGGGUAAGGAUGUAUUUGAAGCAUUCUACAAGAAGGAUCUUGCAAAGAGGCUGUUAUUAGGAAAGAGUGCUUCAAUUGAUGCUGAAAAGUCUAUGAUCUCAAAGCUCAAAACUGAGUGCGGUAGUCAAUUUACGAAUAAACUGGAAGGGAUGUUCAAGGAUAUUGAGUUAUCGAAAGAAAUAAAUGAGUCUUUCAAACAAUCAUCUCAAGCAAGGACAAAACUUCCAUCAGGAAUUGAGAUGAGUGUCCACGUCUUAACCACAGGUUACUGGCCAACGUACCCCCCAAUGGAUGUGCGGCUACCACAUGAGUUAAAUGUAUACCAGGAUAUUUUCAAAGAGUUUUAUCUUAGCAAAUACAGCGGUAGACGGUUAAUGUGGCAAAAUUCGCUGGGUCACUGUGUUCUGAAAGCAGACUUCCCCAAAGGUAAAAAGGAGCUUGCAGUUUCUCUGUUUCAGGCUGUUGUUUUGAUGCUAUUUAAUGAUGCUGAGAAUCUGAGCUUCCAAGAUAUGAAGGAUGCCACUGGAAUUGAAGAUAAAGAGUUGCGGAGAACUCUCCAAUCCCUUGCAUGCGGCAAAGUUCGUGUUCUUCAGAAGAUUCCUAAAGGCAGAGAAGUGGAGAAUGAAGACUCUUUUGUGUUCAAUGAUGGAUUUGCUGCCCCGCUUUAUCGUAUAAAGGUCAAUGCAAUCCAGAUGAAGGAAACGGUGGAAGAGAACACAAGCACCACUGAGAGAGUAUUUCAGGACCGUCAGUAUCAGGUUGAUGCAGCUAUAGUUCGUAUCAUGAAGACAAGGAAGGUGCUCAGUCAUACUCUUCUGAUAACUGAACUCUUCCAACAGCUAAAAUUUCCCAUAAAACCAGCUGAUCUGAAGAAGAGAAUUGAGAGCCUUAUAGACAGAGAAUAUUUGGAGAGAGACAAGAAUAAUCCUCAAAUAUAUAAUUACUUGGCAUAAACAGUUGAUUUUGAGUCAAUCCUUUUAGACGACACAGGGAAAACCUGGUACUGUCAGGUAAACGUUGGUUGUCUGAUAAUGUACAGUAAUACGUAUCUUUCCUUUUUUAUUCCCUUUCCUUUUAAACAAUGUAGAUGUAAUUUUUUUCCCCAUAUCUUGAUGAUUAUGCUUUUGCAAUUUAUUUAAAAAGGUUCUCUAAAACAAAGAGCAAUAUUUUGUAAAAUAUCAGCGAUGUGGUAAUCACUAAUCAGUAUUGAGUAGCCGUUGGUUGCUUGAAUGUCCAAA
This is a messenger RNA of Spinacia oleracea (spinach), 2965 nucleotides long. Its product is annotated as cullin-4. The record is from RefSeq and is a predicted model, not a curated record. Bases 194 to 2680 code for a protein of 828 amino acids. Gene Ontology annotation, biological process: ubiquitin-dependent protein catabolic process. The transcript has 17 exons. Gene Ontology annotation, molecular function: ubiquitin protein ligase binding. Gene Ontology annotation, cellular component: cullin-RING ubiquitin ligase complex. NCBI's taxonomy places the organism in Eukaryota, Viridiplantae, Streptophyta, Magnoliopsida, Caryophyllales, Amaranthaceae.